This is a messenger RNA of Zootermopsis nevadensis, 3497 nucleotides long. Lineage: Eukaryota; Metazoa; Arthropoda; Insecta; Blattodea; Termopsidae. The record is from RefSeq and is a predicted model, not a curated record.
GGAGUCCAGUGCGGGAGGAACCGCCCCUUAAUGGUCAUAACGCAACAUCAUCGUGCUGUAGGCUUGCAAGAGCAGUUCAGCGGGUCUCACGCUAUGUCUAACUUCUUCUGGCUGCUGUUCCUGGACAAGAGCUCUUCCCUGGAGGAGUUCUUCACCGACAUUAAUAUCCCCUUCGACUGCGAGUUUCUGGUUGCUCAGCCAGAAAAUGACCACGCCGUUGGUCUGACCGAAGUGUACCGUGUUAGCCCCACACUUCCCCUGCAGACAUACCGUUUCGGCAACUGGACUCCUGAUGGCGGCCUCACCUGGCCCUCCAGAGGCUUCUACCACAGGAGGAACAACCUACAAGGACUCACACUGAAGACAGGAUUAAAACUCGAAGGAAAUAAUUCAGAAUCUCUCAACCGUGUAGAAACUAAAACAUUUUCCGGUGUCGUCAGUCGUAUCUGGAGACAACUGGAAAACGAAAUGAAUUUCACCACACAAUACUACGAACCUGAAGCUAAUACGUGUAAUUCAAGCACCAGCAAUGCCUCGUGCGCAGGCAUAAACGGAAUGUUACAGACAGGACAAGUGGACGUUUCUAACGCAGCCACGCGGAUGAGUGCGGUCAGAUUAGCAACCGUAGACUUCACUGUCCCAAUAGGAGAGUCUAGGUUUUAUAUUGUCAUUAAGGCGAAUGAUGUAUUCAUCAAGAAGUGGAUUGUGUUCGCAACACCUUUCUCUUUGCGUCUGUGGAUUGCUGUUGCUUGCAUUAUGGUUGUAUCGGCUAUUUGCCUAACAGAAAUACAAGUGCUUGAACGUCGGAAUGACGAAGGAAACACCGAGGAUUUCAGUUUUGUUACUGCGAUGUUUCUAGUCGUCGGAGUGUUUUGCCAGCAAGGUAAAGGGACUGAAUUAUCAUUUGUGUAUGCUCGGAAGAUGACUCAGGACUAUUUCUGUCUUGCACUUUUGUUUUGUCACGGAAAUUGUUUACCAUACGAGAUAUGGUCCAUUUGUUUGGACGCAGGUCACAACAUAUCUACCAAGUCCACGCCUGUGCUCCUAACAUUUGUAACGUCCUACCUGACAGCGGUAGUUUUGUUCGCCUGUUACUCUGCAGGAUUCGUGUCCUACCUGACCCUGAGACACAGCCAGCUCCCGUUCACCGACUUCAAAGGGUUUUUGAAAGACGGGUCGUUCGAAUUACUUGCAAUGAAAAGAAGCGUUGAAUGGGAUUACUUCAAAAGCUCCAGUGAUGACGUCUUGAGAGAGAUCUAUAGCAAAUUUCUGUUACGUCUCGAAGUGUCUCACCCAGACACUGCUUUAGAGGGACUCCAGCGGGUUUGUCAUCAUACAAAAGUUGCCUUCAUAAUUUGUACUGACGAUAUGAUGACGUAUGUCGACAAAAUUAAUUGUACUAUCGUUCGAAUACCAGAAGCUUCCUUUCCUGCGUCUGUCGCUUUCGCGUUAGCAAAAGGGAGUCACUUCCGAGGCCUCUUCAAUCACAGGUUACAACAGCUGCGUCGCAAUGGCGUUUUGAAUAUGUGGAACUGGUAUGUCUCAUCCAAGAUGCGGCACAGAGUUGAUCCUCCAAAGCCGUCAAUAAGCAUUCGGGUCGCAAAACCCAUUCUGUAUGUUCUAGCUGUCGGCGCAGUAUUUGCUGUUGGAGUCCUAACCGUUGAGAUCUGCACGAAGCACAUCUCUUCUGUACUAAGGCUGGCAAAAGGAAAGUUGUACGCGGUACAAAUAGGAUAAUACAGGGAAGAUUUAACACUUUAAAACAUGAUUUUUUACAAUAGUUCCUUGUCUUGAAAUAAAAUUACGUUAAACAAAUAGGUAAGUGAGUAAAUCACAUCAUUAUCAGCCCUAUGUGAAAACUUGAAGGGUAUAUUUUAUAUUAAAUUUAAUAUUAAUACAGUCAUUGGCAGAUUUCGUUUUCUUAUAUUUUAUGUUUUAACUACAGACCUAAUGCAUAGCAUAUUAUAUAUUUGUUUUAUAUUUUAUAAUUUCAGUAUCAAUAGAUCAUAAACCGCACACACUUUAAUAAAAACCACAUGUGCUAUCUGAAGAUGGUCCAGAUGAUACCAAAAUAUUUAGUGGUUUUGUGAAAAAGAAUAAAACAUUAGAGAUAGUGUGUGGUUAGUUGUUUUGUUGGCUACCUAUGUUGUUAUACACGUAAUUAAUUUUAUUUUAUAUAUAUAAUAAAAAUUUUAGUUCAUAUGUACUUUUUAGACAUUCCUAAAGUUUCGAGGUUAUUUUCAAUGUGGGUGUAUAAUUAUUAUUAUUAUAUACAUAUACACACAAACGUCACAUUUGGACACGACAAACUUCUGUAUAUAAGGUACAUCUGGAAUUUAUUAUACUGUAACCAUAGGAAUCACACGCCUCCUUUGUGCACACUUGUAAUAUCGAAAGUUAAUUCAUGUUGUUCAAUGCUACAUUUCGGCAAUUCACACGUACACGUAUAUCAGACCGUUAGUGUAAUGUUCUACUUGUCUCCAUCUUGCAUACGUCACUGGAAGGAGAACGUCCUAUCGUCUUCACUGUACGAAGCACACAGUAGUUUAAUAUGUAUCGAUGAAAAUAUAUGUUGCUAAUUAUUCCAAUGAACAUAUUUGUCUGAGUACCGACAUACGAAAGCUUGAACUUAAGAAGGUGAAUGAUUCUUAGCAGAAUUUCAAGGCUGACAUUGAAUCACGGAUACUGCACUGCCUCUGGACAUACAUCAAUAGCAACUGACUUUCACUUCCGGGACUGAGAUCAAUCUUACGUAUUUGAAAACUUACGUAGACGUCUUUCCAAUAAAAUCGAACCACGUAAUUUUCUGUUUAGUGUUUUCUGCGUUAGAGUUCGUGAGUUUUUGUGCUCUGAUGUGGGCCAAUCGCUAAGUAGACGGGUUAUUGAUUUACCUGACUGCAACAGCACGCCAUCAUCAGUCUAAUUUGGAAAGGCUUACCCCUGUUUUUGUCUAUGUUAAGGCAUCGUAUUUGUUCUACGUACAUAGGUCUCAGUGCCUACAGGCAUGAAAAUAAGUAUCUUUAUGCUAAAAAUUAAAUGUAUCAUAUUGUUUAUCUUUGAGUUGUUCUUAACUUGAUGCCUGAGAUAUAUUUAUUGAUUAAUCAUACAUGCAAAAAUCCAAAUGUUUCUGUUCUAUAAAAAACUAGAAUGUUUGUUCAAUAUAAAAAAGUCGUGAGUUAUAUCGUGGGUAUUGUGUAGUCUUGUGAUGUUUGAUUGUUGUAUGUAAAGUAGCUACUGACACUCCAUUUUUCUGAAAGAGUUUCAUAACCACUAUAAGCACUUUCUGGUCUUGCAAACCUGCAAACUUAUAUGGACCACAUUUCACACUCCUGAAACUGGUGAGAUUUUAAUUGCUAAUAGCACCACUCCAUUCAGAUGUGCAGAUGGCACAGUUAAGCGUCAACACACGUUUAAACUACUUGCAAGCUAAGAGUUCAACGCUGUUACGGCCUUUAUCCUCUGAAAUACCGUACUAGAGGGGGCUUGAAGAAUGUCAG